Messenger RNA from Striga asiatica, 783 nucleotides. The record is from the annotation of a GenBank genome assembly. Lineage: Eukaryota; Viridiplantae; Streptophyta; Magnoliopsida; Lamiales; Orobanchaceae.
AUGGCCGAUAAACCCACAAAUCCGCCGCCUCAGCCGCCAUCGGCGGCGCCGCAGACAACGGGCUCCGGCGAUUCGAAGCCGCUGCCUCCCGAUCCAGUCCCUCCGCCGGCAACUUACAUUGUCCAGCUCCCUCGGGAGCAAAUCCUCCGCCAACCGCCGCCGGAGAAUGCCAAGAAGAUGGCGGCGCUCACCCGCCGCGAGGACCGCCGGAGGAGGAGCUGCUGCUGCCUCGCCCUCUACCUCAUCGCCGUCCUCGUCGUCCUCGCCGCCGUAUCCGCCGUCGCGUUGUACCUCGUCUUCGAUUUCAAGUCGCCGGAGUACGCCGUGACCGCCGUCGCCGUCCGCGGCGUGAACUUGACGUCGCCGGCGCCGAUCUCUCCGGGAAUCGCGGUCAGCAUCCGAGCGGAGAACCCCAACAGCAAGGUCAGGAUCUAUUACCUGAGGGACAGCGCCGCCGGCGUUUAUUACGGCGGCGUCGAGCUGAGCAACGGCGUUUUGCCGGAAUUCUGCCAGCCGAGGAGGAACGUGACUGUAGUGCGGGCGGCGCUGGCGUGGUCCGGCGUCGAGCUGCGUGGCGCCGUUGUGACGGCGUUGAGAAACGCCCAGCGACGGCGGACCGUGCCGUUGGCUGUGAGAGUGGAAGCGCCGGUGAGGUUUAAGGUGGGGUCCGCAAAGACGUGGGAGAUGAUGAUCGAGUUGAAAUGCGACGUCGUUUUGAAUGCUUUUAGUGAGAGGGCAGAGGUUCUGUUCCAAAAGUGUGAUCAUAGUGUGAGGUUGUACUAG